CAAAGAGUAUCAUAGGCAGAGGGUUUUGCUUUGCUCCCAUGUCUCUCGCUCUCUCAGCAUCUUUCCAUUUAUCAGAUGCAGCUGUGGGUCUAAUGUUUAUGACUUCUCUGGCCAAUGCUAUUUUGAUGGGUAUAACUGGUAGAUUUGCGCUUCUUUCCUGGGUUUACUGGUUGUGAUCCCAUUGAUGCUUAUUUCUCAUUUGCUCGGAUCGUGUCCGAAGACCAAGAUAUAUGUAGUUUGGCCAUAUAUAUAUCUCACUUCUCAGUAAUUCGUGGUAUUGUGGUUUAAUUUUUGGAUUUCACUGAGUUUUGGCCCGUGGGUUCUUUUUCUUUUUUCGGAUUUUACCAAAAUGGGAUUUUAAUUCUCAUUCUCGUUAACUGGGGCUACUUUUAGUAGCGUUUGAAGCCUACUAAAAUUACGCCAGCCUUCAAAAAAAUUUAGUAGCGUUUGAAGGAAAGAGAAAAAUUUGUAGGUUUUCGGUUUUGAUAUACCAUUUUGAGUUUGAUGGGGUUAAGAUUUUGAGGGAGGGGUUUUUUUCGGGCGGGAGCUUAGUUGUUUUAGGAUGCAUCCUGUUGUGCUUGUUGGGGACAUCGAUUGUCUACUUGAUUAGGGGUUUUUUAAUUAGGGAGGGCACGGCAGAAUUGUGUAAAGGGUAAGGAUGGAAGCGGAGAUAUCUGUUGUGGGGUGUCAGGAAAAAAAUAGUGACGACUCCAUGUUUGUGGAAAUGGAAACUGAAGAAAAUGGAAUUGAUAGUCCAAGGAAUGGCUCAGAGCAAGGCGAGGGAAGUGAUGUGGUAUUCUCUAGAGAAGGAUCUCUUGUGAGGAAAGAGUUGAUAUUAUCCGGUGGUUGUUGUUGCAAAAUCAAGAAGCUCAAAUCCAGGAUUAUUACAACAGAUUCCGAGGUUGGAAAGAAAGAGAAACUUGGGCAUGAGAAGAAGCUCAGUAGACAAGACAGGAUUGAGUUGGGUCGGUUGUUUCAAGGUGCCGCGAGUUCUCACGAUUGGGAGCUUGCAGAGAGUUUGAUUUUGUUGGCAGAUCCACAGACCCUUAAUGAUGCUUUGUGCAUAACAUUGGACUCCAUCUGGUUCCUGAGCACACAGCAAGAGCUUCAUGGGAUUACGGGAUUGAUUAAGAAGAUCAUUGCCAAUGGUGCUUAUGACUUUACUAGAGCUGCUUUGAGGACUUCAUUUCUAGCUUCGUGCGUCUCCGCAUGCCAGAGUCGAACAAUGAGUCUUGCUGAUACGGUCGCUGUAAUGGCUCAGAGGUUGCAUGAGCGUCUUCAGGAGUGUAAUGGGGAUGAGGUCUUGAAGGCAGAAGCUAGUGCUAAGGUUCAAAAGUUUACUGAAUGGGCUCUAAAAUGUAUAGGCUUCCAUUCUCGUUGCCAGGGCAAUAAGGAUAGGGUGAGUCACAGCUCAGUUUUUGAGAUCCAACUCCAGUUAUCUGCUUUCAAGACAUUUUUAGAUCUUGCUGGCAACCAACUUACUGGAAAGGACUUUACGGAGGCCUUUGAUGCGGCCUGCUUCCCCCUCACUCUCUUCUCUAGCUCGUUUGAUCCUGGUUGGGCAACUGGGAUAUCAGCAACUGCAAUCCAAGGAUUGUUGGGUAUGUUGGUAGAGGGUGGUGCUGACAAUGUCAAUCAGUGUUUCCUUGAAGCCUCACGUUUUGGGAGUACAGAACUUGUGCGCAUCUUAUUGCAGAUUGCCCAAAGAAACAGCUUGGAUGUUGAUGUUGACCUUGCUUUGGGCUUCGCUUCCCACUACUGCAAGAUCGGCACUAUGGAAUGUCUGGUGGAAGAGGGUAAUGCCAUUGCUUUUUUGGGCCCUUUGAUGAGAGCUGCUGAGAGAGGUUGUAUGCAGGUUGUGGAGUGGUUUGUGAAAAGGGGUUGCCGAGACAUGGAGCUUUGCCUUGCCCUCACAGCUGCCACUUCAAGCAGUCAAGUAGGUGUCGCUGCCUAUCUUCUUCCAUGUGUUCCUCAGAAUGUCCUUGCUACACUCAGCAUUGAGAUUCUCAAGGCUGCUGGUGAACGGAGUGGUGGGUCCCUUGAUGGUGUAGGAUUUCUUCUCUGUUCGGACUUCUUGGGCGAUCCAGCAGCUACUUAUGCUGUUGCGGACAGUAUUGCUAGGUCUGAUGAUGAGGCUGUAGCCCCUGAGCUAAGGUCUUUUCUUCGAGAGUAUUGGUCAGAGGCAGCUUUCUUGGAUGGACAAAGGCAAGGACAAGAACAUUACAUGAACCUUGUGAGGAUUUUGAAGUGGGGUGGAUCUCCUAUUUGCUUGAGAGAUCUUCCGGGUCCUCUGAAGGUGGCAAUUGCUUACCUGCCGCUGUAUAGGGAAUGUAUGAAGGCAGGUGGUUGUUUGAUGUCUCAAAGGCUAAGAGGCCAGCUUGUUGAAGCAGUGAGGAGGCUUGGUGGUGGGGUCUUUCAAGAGGUGAACCAGGGCAGAGAACUCCUAGCUGUUUUGGAGCAUCAUCUUCCUCCAUUUUUGGUUCAUACGUCCUGGCUUACCUAGCAAGAUUUUUCACCUGCUGAUCUUUCAGAUUUUUGCUUCUCCUUCUUGUUUCCAGCCUAUAUGUGCCAUAGAUAGUAAUAAUAUGCUUUAGCUGGAGGUCAGGUGACGUGGCAAUCAAGGUUUGGCAAUUUUCUUUCCAUCAUAUGUGGUCGCCUUAUAUUUUAGGUCUCCCUGCACACUUUAUAUAUAUAUAAGCAUUAUAGCAUCUUUAUAUCGCAUGUGCAAGUUGAUCUGUCUUGUAAUGUAAUACACAGUGCAACUAUCUAUUGUCAAAAGAGGUUGGAAUAUGAUGGUUGUGUAUAUUGGCUGGC
This is a messenger RNA of Juglans regia (Persian walnut), 2814 nucleotides long. Its product is annotated as ankyrin repeat protein SKIP35-like. Lineage: Eukaryota; Viridiplantae; Streptophyta; Magnoliopsida; Fagales; Juglandaceae. The record is from RefSeq and is a predicted model, not a curated record. Bases 659 to 2503 code for a protein of 614 amino acids. The transcript is spliced from 4 exons.